Molecule: messenger RNA, 375 nt
Organism: Pipistrellus nathusii (Nathusius's pipistrelle)
Lineage: Eukaryota; Metazoa; Chordata; Mammalia; Chiroptera; Vespertilionidae
Source: the annotation of a GenBank genome assembly
AUGUGUCCUGUAUGCUGGUUCUGUGUGCUUUACUCUAGUGAAACCAACCUGAAAGUGAAGCAGGCUCUCCAGGUUACUGGUGAAAUGGAAAAUGACUUGAAUCAGCUUUCUGCCUUUGAUGGAGAAGUGAGGUGUGAUGCUCCCAAUAACAAGCUGGGCAGAUUCACAGGAGUACUAAGUUAUAAGGGGAAAAACCACCUCCUGGACCUUGAUAAGCUGCUGCUCCGAGGAUGCGUCAUCAGGAAUACAGAUUGGUGCUAUGGCUUAGUGAUUUAUACUGGGCCAGACACCAAAUUAAUGCAGAACAGUGGAAAAACCUCUUUUAAACGGACACAAAUAGACCAUCUCAUGAAUGUCCUUGUGCUCUGGUGUUGA